CGAGUUCCGUUCGUCCUUGAAACAGCGGAUCGACCCCCCAACUUCCCCACGUCCCCAUCUCGCGCGCUCGUCGUCACCAUGAAGCUCCCGGCGCAGCCGUCCGUGCCAUCCAUCCACGACACACACUGUGAUGGCCCCGGGCUCGAGCACUCGACCAUCCCCUGGCCGCGCUACCGAUCCUUCUACUACCGCUGGCUCGCCGAAGACGGGACCAAGGACGUGCCACUUCCGCCGCGCGUCGACCUGCGCGGCAAGACGGUGCUCAUCUCGGGCGCCAACAGCGGCAUCGGAAAGGAGGCCGCGUACAUCUGCGCCCUGUGGGGCGCCCACGUGAUCAUCGCCUGCCGCGACCCGCCGCCGCACGAGGACCACCCGGAGCAGGUCAUCGAUGAGUUUGUCGCGCGGAGCCACGGCAUCAUCACCAACCAGCUCGUCGAGUGGUGGAAGGUCGACUUUGCGGACCUCGCUAGCGUCAAGGCGCUCGGCGACCGCUUCAUUUCCUCUGGACGCACGCUCGACCUGCUCUUCAACAAUGCCGGAUUGAACAUGAAGAAAUUCGUCCAGACAAUGGACGGAUUCGAGCUUGUCAACCAGGUCAACUACCUGGCCCAUGUGCUGCUCACCUACACGCUGCUACCGGCGAUGAAGAAUGCCAAAGCUCCCCGCAUCAUCAACACCUCCUCGAGCUUCCACUACGGUGGCACGCUCGACUUCGCCAACUUCAACGCCGAGAAAGAGGUGAAACUCAAGAAGGGCGAUGAACAAGCGGUCGUCGCCGAGAUGGGCGAGUGGUACUGCGAUAGCAAGCUCAAGCUCGCCAUGUGGAACAAGGAGCUGCAGUCGCGCAUGUCCCGCUCCGCCGAGUAUAGGCACGUCAUCACACAUGCCAUCCACCCUGGCUACGUUGCGAGCAAUGUCUGGCGCUCUGGCUGGCUGAAGCAGGUGCCCGGACCCAUCCAAUUCCUCCUCAACAUCGGGCUGAAGUACCUGGCCAUCGACUCGAAGCAAGGCUCCCUCGCGAUGCUCUACGCGGCCCUGCUCCCGGAACGCGGUAUCGAGUCGCUUACGGCACCCGCGGCAGCCCCGCCGAAGGAGGACGUGCCGGAGCGCUUCACCGAGCAGGUUGGCGGGCGCUUUUACCUGCGCACGCAGGAGCACCCGACGCGGCCUGAGAUCGAGGACCGCACGGCGCGUGCGCGUCUGUGGAACCGCACCAACGAGGACAUCAAGGCGGCCAAGUACGGCCUCGACUUCAUCUUACCCGGUCCGUUGCCCGGCCUCAAGUGACGCCUCUGGCCGUUUUCUUGCUGCCCGUCUCUUUUCCUCCAUGUCGGUAUAGGUACGCAUGCAGUGUUGCUCAUUCGAAUGCUUAAUUGAUAACUGUAUUUCGAGCCGGAGUGUCUGCGAGGCUCUUGUAUAUAUAUAUAUAUUCAUAUACAUGGC
Messenger RNA from Tilletiaria anomala UBC 951, 1443 nucleotides. RefSeq names its product NAD(P)-binding protein. The transcript has 5 exons. The record is from RefSeq and is a predicted model, not a curated record. The coding region runs from base 79 to 1287 and encodes 402 amino acids. Lineage: Eukaryota; Fungi; Basidiomycota; Exobasidiomycetes; Georgefischeriales; Tilletiariaceae.